AUGAGCAAUGAGACAGAACUAGAAUCAGCUUUGUGGUACCACGGAUUAUUGCCACGUGAAGAUAUUGAAAGUUUGCUGGUAAAAGACGGAAAUUUUUUAGUUCGUGAAACGAAGAUUGAAAAGGGCAAACAUGUUCGAUUAGUGUUAUCAGUGCGCUGUGAUGGUAAAAUAUUACAUUUUAUUAUUAAUGAAAAAGCAGGAAAGGUUUACAUUACAAAUCGGCAUUUUUGUUCUGUAGAGGAACUUAUUAGAUAUUAUUCAACUAGUGGAAACCCAAUUACUCAGCAAAGUGGCGCUGUGCUUCUGUACGCUGUUCCUCGACAACACUGGGAAUUUCAGCACGAGCAAAUCAAACUUUAUGAUUUGAUAGGAGAAGGUGCAAUUAGUGCAGUUUACAAAGGUGUAUUAGCAGAUAACAACAAGUUAAAACAGGUAGCAGUGAAAGUAUGUAAAGCUUCAAAAUCAAAUCGUGAAGUUAUAAAAGAAAUUUGCCGUGAAGCUCGGGUGUUGCGUAAACUUUGUCAUCCAAAUAUUGUUCGCUUAUAUGGAAUUGCUAUUAGCAAGGAGCCCAUAAUGCUGCUGUUGGAGUUGCUAGAAGAUGGCAGUUUGGAUAUGCUUCUGUUGACAAAAGGAAUGACAUUGAGUAUUCGUAGAAAGUUAUACUUUUGUUUGGAUAUUGCUUCUGGAUUAGAAUUUUUGCAUGAAAAUAAUUUUAUUCAUCGAGACAUUUCUGCAAGGAAUUGUUUGGUAGAAAAUAUGUGCGUCAAAAUAACGGAUUUUAACUUUUCACGAAUGCUAGAAGACCAAAAAGGUAUCUAUUGUUUGAAGCAAUUGAACCAGAAAUUGCCAGUAAGGUGGUCUGCCCCAGAAACUCUCAAAUUGGCUAUUUAUACCAAAAAAUCCGACGUAUUCAGUUAUGGUAUAAUACUUUGGGAAAUUUUUACAAAUGGCAUGCAACCAUAUUGUGGAAUGACUAUUGCAGAAGUAAAAAAUGGAUACCGAAUACCUUCCCCAGAAAGCAUGCCGAAACGUUUACAAGCGAUACAACAGAACUGCCUGAUAACGAAUGCAUCAGAGCGAUGGUCAAUGGCUGAAAUUCGAAGAGAAGUUGAAAUGAUCUGUUUAAACUUUCAGAACUGACA
Molecule: messenger RNA, 1142 nt
Organism: Thelazia callipaeda (thelaziosis nematode)
Lineage: Eukaryota; Metazoa; Nematoda; Chromadorea; Rhabditida; Thelaziidae
Source: the annotation of a GenBank genome assembly